AAUCCGUCAUGGCUCGCCGUUAAAUGUCAAUCGGAAAAGAAAAUUUUAAAAUAGUGGUAGAUCGGAAGUAUUUUCUUUAUAAAAAUGGCUACAAACGAGCCUACUACCAUCGAUGAUGGUAUUGCCGAGCCAGGUAUCGAACCCGGUGCUUCUGCAGAAACGAUGCUUGUCACGACCGACAGUUUUGAAGAAUAUGAACAAGAAAUGAGUAGUAGUAUCGAUGAUAGACAAAUGAAAGAAAGCACAACGAGCACUAUUUCAGAAAUACAAGAAGACGUGCAAGACAUUCCAACUACUCCUACUACGUCCAGUCCACGAGAACUUCAAAAAACAGCUUCACUCGAUGAUUCCGAAUUAGAGGAUGUUACACAUCGAUUAGGUCAAAGUAGUGUAGAUUCAGAUCCUUUACGUUGCAAGACAUGGUUAGCACAAAAAAAACAUAUAUUUAUUUUAAGCCAAGCUGGAAAGCCCAUAUACUCUAGAUAUAGUUCAGAAGAUAAACUAGUCACAGUUAUGGGUGUCAUGCAGGCUUUAGUUUCAUUCGUCCAAGCUGGCAGUGAUAUGAUUAGAUCUGUUCAUGCAGGAGAUACUAACUUUGUAUUUGUUGUUAAAGGUCCAUUGAUUUUAGUUGCAGUUUCAAAAACACUUGAAAGUGUACCUCAACUUACAUUACAAUUAACAUAUGUAUAUAAUCAAAUAAUCUCCGUGUUAACCCAGUCACAGUUAACUAAAGUAUAUGAUCAACGUAGAAAUUUUGACUUAAGAAGAUUGUUAACUGGUAGUGAAAGACUGAUAGAUCAUUUAUUAAAUUUUAUGGAUAGAGAACCAGCAUUCUUUUUAGGAGCAAUCAAAUGUUUGCCUUUGCUUCCCUCAAUGAGAAGUUCUAUCACACAAACUAUCAGUCAAACAUGCAGUAAAAUCAAGAAUUUAGUAUUUGCAAUACUUCUAGCUAAUAAUCAGUUGGUAACAUUAGUUAGAAUGAACAAAUUUUUCCUACAUCCUAUGGAUUUACACAUAAUACAAAAUUUGGUCGACAGUUCAGAAUCACUUAAAACUGCUGAGAGCUGGACACCAAUAUGUCUACCAAAGUUUGAUGCCAAUGGUUAUAUGUAUGGACAUGUAUCAUACCUGGCUGAGGAUUGUCAAGCAUGCUUAUUGUUGCUCACAAUUGAUAAAAAUGUAUUCUUUGUUCUUUCUGAAGCAAAACAGAAAAUUGUAGAAAAAUUAAGACGGACAAAUUGUUUGGAAGCAAUUAAUGAAUCCAUGAAUAAACCUCUAAUUAAAACUGCUGAUAUUGGAUUGCCAGAAAUUCGGCAUGUUUUAUAUAAAUGUAGAAGCACAGCACAAUUUUGGAGUCCUGGAUUUCAACCUCCUUACACAACUGAUGAAGAAAUAGAACGAUUAUUGGGGUUUUAUCAAUGUUUACACCAUAGGCUACAUAGCCCAAAUCGACCAUUGAAACUCAUAUUCCAGCAAUUAGAUAAAGAGACUAUGUUAGCAUGGGUAGCAUUAGGUUUUGAGUUAUAUGUUACAUUUGAACCACUUGUGACAAAACCUGAUGCAAUUGAAGCAGUGAGUAAAUUGUUGAAAUGGAUAAAAAAAGAAGAAGAAAGAUUAUUUAUUUUAAAUUCACCUACAUUUUAA
Messenger RNA from Eufriesea mexicana, 1644 nucleotides. It is a transcript of the gene Mon1, whose product is annotated as vacuolar fusion protein MON1 homolog. The transcript is spliced from 7 exons. Gene Ontology annotation, cellular component: Mon1-Ccz1 complex. Gene Ontology annotation, biological process: protein targeting to vacuole; endosome to lysosome transport via multivesicular body sorting pathway. The coding region runs from base 85 to 1644 and encodes 519 amino acids. The record is from RefSeq and is a predicted model, not a curated record. NCBI's taxonomy places the organism in Eukaryota, Metazoa, Arthropoda, Insecta, Hymenoptera, Apidae.